ACCUCACACACACACUCCCGCUGCGCUGACACCCAGGAGGGUUGGAGGAAAAGACAGAGCUCUUGUAAGCAAGCUGUCGUCUGUCUCUCACACAGGGAAUUUGAAGAAACUCUUAAAGCCAUGAAGUACGCCGUGUCCACAGCGGCGGCCGUGACCGUGGGAGUGCUGGUCGCAACAGCAGCGGGCGUGCUUGGAUAUUACUACCUCAACAAGAAGAAGAAACCGCUUGUCACCCUGGUUGACCCCACUGUCAAAUACCAGCUCCGACUCAUAGACAAGGAGGUCAUCAGUCAUGACACCCGUAGGUUCCGCUUCGCCCUCCCCAGCCCAGAGCAUGUGCUUGGCCUUCCCAUUGGUAAGCAUGUGUACCUGUCGGCCCGUAUCGAUGGUAACCUGGUGGUGCGUCCCUACACUCCCGUCUCCAGUGACGAUGACCUGGGAUACGUGGACCUGGUAGUCAAGAUCUACUUUCGGGACGUGCACCCCAAGUUCCCCGAGGGCGGCAAGAUGUCCCAGUACCUGGAGAGCCUGCAGGUGGGGGAUGUGGUGGACUUCAGAGGACCAGGAGGACUACUGGAGUACAAGGGAUCCGGUGUGUUUGCGGUGCAGCCGGAUAAGAAGUCUCCUGCUGAGAUGAAGACGGCUAACACACUAGGACUCAUCGCCGGGGGAACAGGCAUCACUCCCAUGCUGCAGCUGGUUAGAGCUGUCAUGAAGAACCCCAGCGACUCCACAACCUGCCACCUGCUCUUCGCCAACCAGACUGAGAAGGACAUUCUGCUUCGUGAUGAGUUGGAGGAGGUUCAAGCCAGACACCCCGACCGCUUCAAACUCUGGUACACCGUGGACCGCGCUCCCGAAGACUGGGAGUACAGUCAGGGCUUCAUCAGUGCUGAGAUGAUGGGUCAGCACCUGCCCCCCCCUGCUGACGACUGCAUGGUGCUGAUGUGCGGCCCGCCUCCCAUGAUCCAGUUCGCAUGCAACCCCAACCUGGACAAGCUCGGCCACCGCCAGAGCCAGCGUUUCGCCUACUAGCCAAUAAGAGCCCUGCUUCCAACGCGUCGCGUCGCGUCACGUCACGUGACCUCAGCUCAGCCAUUCCCCCAUGCUCGCUGGCUGGGUUUGAGUACGCCCGUCCAGUUCUUGGGGUCAGUUAACAGAGCCAGCGAGGUGAUUGGUUAAUCUCUGAGCGUAUUGUCUUCAUAUUUACCAUUUCUAGAAAUAAACUCAUUUUUACACCUCCUCUUGAGUUAAAUAAUUGAGUUGUAUCUUUUUGCUGUACUUUUAGCGGUUCUCUGAGUCUGGCAGUGCAAAUUUUACCUCUAAGCUAGCAUAUAUCACUGAAUCUUAUGGGUCCGACUUGCAGCUAGUUGGUCCCAUACGAUUCAGUGAUAAUUGUUAGCUUGGAACUAAAAGUAGCAUCACCAGCCUAAGAGAAUGGCUGAAAGAAACUCCAUCACAGAAGAAACUCAAUCACCUAACUGAAGGGAGGUGUAAAAUGAGCUUAUCUCCAGAAAUGGUACAGUAUCACUUUAAGUGCAGCUGUGUGACGCCACUGUCUGCUGUGCCUAUACCGCCCCCCUCAGGUCUGGAUGGGAAUUGCACCCCAAAGAGAACUGCUUAUGAACACACACAGCGCACACACACACAUACACACAGCACACACACGCACACACACACACACACACACACACACACACACACACACACACACAUACACACAGCACACACACGCACACACACACACACACAGGGUAGGAGAGGUGUGGCGAUGCCCUACGUUACCCGCCCAGAGGCCAAUAUUUGUGUUAGCCAGACAAAGGAAGAGAGAGCGAGCGAUGGAUAGAGGGAGGGAGAGAAAGAGGGAUGAAGAAGAGGGGGAGAUGGAGGAAGAGAAAAGGGGAGGAGUCAAUCCAGAUAUGUUUUGAUCAAACUGGAGUUCAUGUCAUUGGUAUUUACAGUGGAAGAAUGAAGUAUUAAAGAUUAGAUUAUCUCUCUCACACACACCAACACGCAUACUCCACCUCUCUCUCUCUUUGUCUCUCUCUCUCACACACACACACACACACACACACACACACACACACACACACACACACACACACACACACACGUGUGCUUUCUCAUAGUGGACUAUAUCCAACCAGCUUUUUCUCUGAUUGGCUACACUAUGAUGUCCCAGUGCUGUGUGCGUGCGUGCGUGCGUGCGUGCAUACAUACGCGCUUGUGUGUGUGUGUGUGUGUGUGUGUGUGUGUGUGUUUGUGUGCGCACAUGCCUGCAUGUGUGUGUCUGUGUCUGUGUGUGUAUGUGUAUCUGGCUUCUUAAGAUGUACAUUUGUAUCCAUGAUGCUGAUAAUCCUAUAGAGAUCAAAUGCCUUACACACUCCCACAUACACACACUCUCCCACGCGCACACACACACUCCCAUGUACACACUCGCAUACACACACACACACGCUCAUGUACACACACACACACACACACACACACACACACACUCCCACGUACACACACACACACCCAUGUACAAACACAUACACACACACGUGAUGUCUGUGGCCUAUGACCUACCGUAUGGUGUGUGUGCUCAGGUUAUAUUACUGUUACGCUCACGUGUGGAUGAGACCUUUCUACGCAUGUUGUGAGUUUGUUAUGAGUUUAUUAUGUGUUUAUUAUGUGCGUUUUCUAUUUGUUUUUGCAAAGAAAUAUCCAGUAUAUUGUUCUACAGUGCACUACUGUUUCUCUCUCUUUCUAGCAGUGUUCAGAUUUCAAUGCACUUCAUGCGCUGCCAUCAGCUGAAUGAAAUAAAGAAAAUAAA
Messenger RNA from Engraulis encrasicolus (European anchovy), 2818 nucleotides. RefSeq names its product NADH-cytochrome b5 reductase 3. The coding region runs from base 121 to 1035 and encodes 304 amino acids. NCBI's taxonomy places the organism in Eukaryota, Metazoa, Chordata, Actinopteri, Clupeiformes, Engraulidae. The transcript has 9 exons. Gene Ontology annotation, molecular function: oxidoreductase activity. The record is from RefSeq and is a predicted model, not a curated record.